ACCGCCCGACUGCAGGUGGAUGUCGCGCGAGAUAGUUUUUUAGGUUAGAAAGUUUAUGGAUGCUUCAAUAUCAGCGAGCACAGUUAUUAAUUACGAAUUUAUUUAUAUCGAAGAAUUGGUUAACGACGAGUUACUGACACCGACAUGGCUGGGAAGCAAGGAAAAGAUCUGGCAUUGUCUAUGUUGAGAGUGCUACCUAGACUGUCGCUAGGAAACAUAAAAAAUAAUCCUGGCUCGACGAAACAGCCUAAACGCGGUAGAGGUCAACACGGUGGUAAUAAGCAUGGUUGUGGAAACAAGGGCGCCACCCAAAGACAAAAUUAUUUGCGUCUGGGUUACGAGACUGGCAAUACCCCCUUUUAUCUGAGAUUUGGCAAGGAACCUUACUACAAAGGACAUCACUUGAGACGAGAAUAUCCACCGCUCUCUUUACAAAUGCUGCAAAUGUAUAUCGACACAAAUCGGCUGGAUAUCAGUAGACCAAUCGAUCUCGUAUCAUUGAUAAACACUGGUUUGUACAAUAUAAAUGUGCACUAUAAACAUGCCGGAGUUCAUUUAACAGAUCAGGGGGCACAUUGCUUUAAUGCCAAAAUAAACAUAGAGGUGCAGUGGGCCAGCGAGCCUGUGAUCGCCGCGAUUGAGAGAAAUGGUGGUGUAAUUACAACCGCCUACUAUGACACGCACUGCCUUCAUGCCAUGGCCGAUACAGAAUUGUUCUUCAACAGAGGUGAACCAAUACCGCGUAGGCUUCCGCCACCGACGGAUUGCUUAGAAUAUUAUUCCAGCGCCGCUUCGAGAGGGUACCUGGCCGAUCCCGAGAAGAUCUCUCACGAACGACUGGUGCUGGCGCAAAAGUACGGCUACGAAUUACCGAAGAUCGAGGACGAUCCCGAUUACGAGAUGUUGUGCGAGCGCAAGGAUCCGCGGCAAAUGUUUUACGGUCUAGAACCGGGCUGGCUGGUCAGUCUCAAGGAUAGAGUCAUACUGAAACCGAAGGCCGAGUAUCUGAAGGAGUUCUACGCUAGUUGAGACGAGGCACGAAGAUACAUACAAUUGCAAUGUGAAUAAAUUAGAUUUAAUAAAUGAUACUUUAUGCGAACGACAA
Molecule: messenger RNA, 1105 nt
Organism: Temnothorax curvispinosus
Lineage: Eukaryota; Metazoa; Arthropoda; Insecta; Hymenoptera; Formicidae
Gene: mRpL15
Product: 39S ribosomal protein L15, mitochondrial
Exons: 5
Coding region: 145-1029 (294 amino acids)
Biological process (GO): translation
Cellular component (GO): mitochondrial large ribosomal subunit
Molecular function (GO): structural constituent of ribosome
Source: RefSeq, a predicted model, not a curated record